Molecule: messenger RNA, 1228 nt
Organism: Triticum aestivum (bread wheat)
Lineage: Eukaryota; Viridiplantae; Streptophyta; Magnoliopsida; Poales; Poaceae
Product: putative cyclin-F1-1
Exons: 1
Coding region: 105-923 (272 amino acids)
Biological process (GO): mitotic cell cycle phase transition
Molecular function (GO): cyclin-dependent protein serine/threonine kinase regulator activity
Source: RefSeq, a predicted model, not a curated record
UCGGCUGCUGACAAACACUGCUCCGUCCUGCACGUUCCGAUCGGCGGCGACUCGACUGCCAUCUCCCCAGUCGCCGACAGUCCAGCCCUCGCUGCGUGUGGCCAAUGCUGCUCCAGCCGAUGAACAACCUGCGACAAGCCGCCGUCCCGGCCGUUCAUCCCGUCUCUUGGGUCAUGGGCGCCCGACGAGAAAACAUGGGGCUCAAGUGCGCGGAUCCCUACGAGCCUGAUGUCGACGCCGACCUCCGGGCCAAGGAGAGGAACCCCAGGGAGCACCCCGACGCCGACUACAUGUCCAAGAUGCAGCAGGGCCACCUGAGCCCGUCCAUGCGCGCCGAGCUCGUGCUCUGGAUGGACGCGUUCGCCCGGAACCUCGGUGGCCUCCCGGAGGGCAUGCUCUGCCGCGCCGUCGCCUACCUCGACCGCGUCCUGUCCGUGCGCCCCGUUCCGGCCCACGACGAGGCGCUCCAACUCGUGGCCGCCGCCGCCGUCUCCCUCGGCGCCAAGCACGAGCAGUCCUCCAGCGGGCGGAGGCUCGACGCCCAACUCGUCGAGGCGUUCCUGGGGACCACCGUGCACAUGGUGGAGGAGAUGGAGUGGGAGCUCUUCAUGGAUCUCGGCUGCGCCAUGGACGGCCCGACCGCGUACACCUUCGUCGACCACUUCACGAGGUUCUUCCAGUGGGAGGAUGAGCUCUUGGUGAGGUCCCUGGCGCUUCGGCUGGUCAACCUGACGUUGCCAUUUUUCGGGUUCGUUGGACGGAUCCUGCCGUCGGCCAUGGCUGCAUCGGCGCUGUUCCUCGCCAGGCAGAUCCUCGGCGUGCCGUUGAGCCACGAUCUGGAGGAGGUGAUGGGGUACAAGGCGGUGGAGUUGACGGGUUGCAUAUGCGCCUUAGAGAAGCUGCUUCCCAAGAAAAAUCUCUAAUCUGUAAAUGACGUGCAACAAGACCAUGGAGUAGAUGGACUGUGUAUGCGAUGCGCCUUUGCAGAUGUCGUUAUUUGUAGACCCUAAUCCAGACAAUGUAAUUCGAUGCGAUUGAUGCAUGUAUCAUGGAUGAACAAAAUCCGUAUUCUUUAUGGGGAUGUGUAUAGGAAUUUAAUUAGUUACACGAUAGAACUCAAAAUUAAGUCGGACCUCUCUUGUCAUUCAUUCUACUACAUGUGCAAUAUGGUUCCCAAAUUUUUGAUAAGUGUAAGAUAUGGCAUGGGCUGUUCUUCAGUUAUUCUGUC